AUGUUGCAAAUCAUUGCCCAUUACAAUCUCCAGUCUUGCAUCUACAUUAUGUCCCAUGACCUUGAGGCCUUUGUGGCAGCGGUGAUCCUCGUCUACUUCGCUGGAAACCUACCGAACUUCAAGGAGGCAAGCUGCUACUCCCCGAUCCCUGGCCCCGGGGAGCUCCAGUUCUGCGAGUACUUCGCGGGGGUGGGCAAUGUGUGGCGGGCGGUUUCUCGUAUUCAAAUGCUCUUGGUGGAUGCUCCCAGUUCUGGCUUGCUCAAGCCGAAGGAGGAGAUUCCAUGUGAUGCAGCUCCGAUCUCUGAACUUGCUACCCUGCCUGUCGAGGGCCAGACUGGAGAUGAGGGUGCGCACAAGCGACUUCAGCCAGAGACACACGAGAAGCUAUCCCCGGAGAAGAAAGUUCAGAAGAGCGGAGAAGUAGAGUCUGCCUUGACAGUGGCUGCGUUGGAUGAGAAGUUGAAGCGACCAGCCCCAGCAAGGGAGGAGAAGGUGUCACCGGAGGCCAAAGUUGCGAAGGCAGCCCAAGUUCAGGAGGAGGUGGACUCUCAGCCGACAGUCAAGCGCAACCUUUUCGUGGACACUCCUGCAGAGUCUCAAGCUGAGGCCCCAAAGGAACCGGCGCCAACGCCGGCGCCAGUGCCAACGCCUGUGAGGGCGCCGGCUUUGGAGGCUUUGGAGACAGCCGCGAAGGAUGUCAGCGCUCAGCCUUCGGAACCGGUGACCGAAUCCCAAAAUGCUUUGCUCCUGGUUGCCAUGCAGAGGAUUACGGAACUUGAGGCCAAGUUGAAGCAGCAGGAGGAGAAGCAAACAAAAAUGACGUCCUUCGAGACGCCUCCUCCCAAGACUCUCCAUUCAAUGACCCCUUCAUCUACAACAUCAGCCAAAACGGCCUCUGCUCCAGAUUCUCAAGCAGUACACAUGCUGUCCGCUGGCGACGAAACCAGUGAGAAGAAUGAUACUGAAACCAAUGAAGAUGGCGCAAAGGCGGAAGAGGGCAAGGACUUGCUCGAAUUUCCAAAUGGAAGCAAGCUGAUGAGCCACGAUGCUUUGAGGAUGAGACUACGAAGACUUUGUCAGAAAACCAAAAAGGGCAAGAGUCACGUCGACGAGGACACCCAGAGCGCAUAUGAGAAAGGUGGCGAGGAGCGCGAGUGGCUGGAAAUAGCUCUGAUCGAGGCGAUCUCCAAGGCUGAAUUUCGCAGCCGGGUGAUUCUGGUGCGAGAGAGAAUGACAUCAAAGGAACAGGAGAUCCUUGGACAGUGGAUGACCAGGGAGAAAAUGGAGAAGAGUGGUGACUUCAGCCCGGCUUGGAAAUAUGAUGCUUCGGUUCCGGAAUACUUUGUGGAAACGUCCACCAAGCAGACCAUCCGUCAGACCGAGCUGCUGAAGCGCCAAGAAGCUGUUGAUGCCACCGAUGACGCUUCGCAGCAUUAUGAGCCACUCCAAACCAAAGACAAUCAGCCAGUGGAACCCAUCAAGGUUGCAACCAUGAAAGCGAUCACCGAAGAGGGCUUGUCUCCAGUUCUGCCGGAGCUCGUUAAGUUCAUGGAUGCGAUUCACAACAAGAUGAUGGCUGUUCAGUCCAAUCUGGGGAAGCUUGAGAUUGAAGGUGAUGGGGCAACCAAUCCGAUGACAAAAGAGCUCAUGAAGGAUUGGGAGAAUGUCAGGCUCAAUUUGAAGGCCGUUUUCAGCAGCCUUGCGGAGCUCAAGGCGGACAUCAUGCUUGAUGAGGGCUCCACGUCAGAGAAGUUUCUCUGCCUGCAACCUUACGGGGCCUAA
Messenger RNA from Durusdinium trenchii, 1782 nucleotides. The record is from the annotation of a GenBank genome assembly. Lineage: Eukaryota; Dinophyceae; Suessiales; Symbiodiniaceae.